AAGGAAGAAAAGGUGAUGGCAACUUCUCCCUUUGUGGUUCAUUCUGUUUCAGAAGUAAGCUCAACUGAAUAUUUGAAAGCAUAAAGAAAACAGCAAACUACCAAAGCUAUAUUUUUUUCCUGAAAAAAAUAAUCAUCCAGACCCUUGGUUCUUCUUUUGAACUAAUACGUGCAACUGGUGGAAUGUGGAGAUGGAUUACAUCCCACCAAGGGUCAAGCUCAGUGAUGACACCUUUAUCUUCCUAGAUGGCAAGUGGGUGAAUGAGACAUGUGUUCAGUCAGCACUUUCCUCCACAGCAGAGGCCCACAGAAAACAUACCAAUAAGAAGGUCCAUAAUGACUGGACCCUCUGGGAAGAGAACAAGGCCCUCUGGGAAGAGAACAAGGCCCUCCGGAUGGAAAACCGCGUUCUCCGCGAAGAAAAUAAGGCACUCCAGUGCCUGCGGAUGGAGAACAAGGGCAUACAAGUUAUCUAUGAUGAGAGCCUCCAGCAAGUCCUUCAGCAAGAAAACAAACCUUUAUCAGCCCUUCCAGUCCUAACAGGACUCCAAGAUGGUAUAGAAAACAAAGCCCUUCAAAUCUUUCGGGAAAAGAAUAUGGCUUUGAAAGUCUUCCCAGAAGUAAAGAGACAAACUCCAGUAAUCCAAUGUGAAAAACAACCUGCACAGUUAUUGGGGAAGGAAGAUGCCACACCCCAGGAUGCUAAAGAGACUGUAGUCUCCGAAACUAACAAUAAGCCUGCACUACCUGAGGCAGAAAAACCUGAAGAGAACAACACAGUGCCAAGGAAGGAAAUGAAGAUGUCCAUAUCGCCCUUGGAGGAAAAUGAGGCACUUGAAGCUGUCCAGAAACUGCAUCAAACUGUACUAUACCUCUUAAAGGAAAACAGUGCGCUUCUGGAAGAAAAAGAGGAGCUUCAAGCUGUUCAGGGAGGGAACAAAAUACUUUGGGAGGAGAACAAUAAACUGAAGCUUCAUCAAACUGCCAUCAAAAAUGCUUUCAGUAAGAUUACUGCUCAAAUGAGCUUACUGGAAAAGGAGCUGAAUUCCUUUGCUUUCACACAGGAGGCAGAGAUUGGAAUAAAGAAGCCUAAGAGUUGCUGAAGCUUGAAGGGCUCCUGGGAGAGAUGUUAGGCUGAAUGCCAAGUAGCUGACCUUUGUGAAAUUCUCUCUCUCUUGUGGCAUAAAACCUAAUAAAGUACUGUUGAGG
Messenger RNA from Pogona vitticeps (central bearded dragon), 1208 nucleotides. Lineage: Eukaryota; Metazoa; Chordata; Lepidosauria; Squamata; Agamidae. The record is from RefSeq and is a predicted model, not a curated record.